Cladocopium goreaui is the source of this 4032-nucleotide messenger RNA. The record is from the annotation of a GenBank genome assembly. Lineage: Eukaryota; Dinophyceae; Suessiales; Symbiodiniaceae.
AUGGUCGAUCGCACUGAAUACAAAGAUACGCAUGUGCCAGACCUGGCAGUUCGCCAAGUGUUCGGGCGCCAGCGAGUCAAAUCAGAGCUGUGCAAAUUGGCCGCCGAUGCGGGGUUGCUCACAGUCGAGACCUUCGCCAUGCUCGGCGAUGACAUCGCAGCCGUCAAGGCUACUUUGAAGGCUAUGAUCCCAGACGCAGCCUCGCUCGGCACUGACGUUCCAGAACAAGAGCUCGCGCUGACUUCUCUGGCGGCGGUCUGGAAGACAUGCAGCACUAUGCAAGAUCAUUUCGCUACUCGGCGAGCCAAGAUGGAAGAAGAUCCAUCAAAGGUUCCAGAGAUUCCCGGAGAAGAUCAUGCAGAAUUUCGUGAAGUUUUUGUCUCUCGACACCCUGACGUGCUCCUCCCUAUGCAUCGGGAGCCACAUCGCAAGUUUGUUGAGAGAGUUCAGCGCGACUUCCUUGUGCACGGCUUCGUCCACUUCUACGAAGUCGGAGAGAUCAGGACGCGAAAUGAGCAGAUCGCACAGAAGACAGGGCUGACGAAGAACGCAGAAGAUCUGCUCCGUGUCGUCAUGGUCGAUCAACCUUCUGCUGCAAGCUCAGAGUCUCAGGUCAUGGACAAGUUGCACGCAUUCUUCAUCACGCUCGAGUACCUCAACAUUUGUGAGUUCUCGGUCAAGGCAGGCCCCUUGAAGUACCUGUCUGAGCUCGAAGAAUGGCGCCAAGAGAACCGGGGCCUGGCGCUCCUGCUCACCGUGGAUACUCUGAUCCGCAAGAAGGUGCACCGUGUCAGUUCUGAUCAGCGCAAGCAGUUCAGCACUUUCUCCAAGGCGUUGCUCGAAGUGCUCACCAACCAUAAGCAGUUAUGGAACGAUGCUCGUUCAAGCGCAGAGCUCGACAAGUUCAAGCAGGCUGCCCACACAGCUGAGCCAAUCACGCCUAAGAAGCGCUCACGGUCAAGCUCAGCAGAUGCUCCUAGGGCCACCCCGAAGUCCAAGAAGAACAAAGCUCGGCGGGAGCGCCAGAAGGCCCAGCUCAAGAAGGCAAAGGAGGUGCUCAACAAUUCUCCCGUCAAAGGGAGCAAGCCAGGUGCCGCUCGCACCACCAAAGAUGAGCGGGUACCCUCGAAGGAGUGGGCGUCAAUCACCGCCUUCAAGUACUCAGGCGCUCGCCGCUGUCCUUUCUUCAAUUGCUCCCUGGGCUGCCGAUUCGGUGAUCAAUGCAAGCUCAAGCACGUGGCUCCCUCGCCACCACCUGGGGAUUGGAUCGGCGAGGCCAGUGGCACGAAUGAUGCUCAUGCGUCCCAGGAGGCUGGGCAGACAGUGCCACCGCUGAAGCAGAUGGCUAUUCCACAGUGGGAUGAGGUUGAGGCUGACCUUCAGGCCUUGAAGGCCCAAGCCCCCUUUUUCUUGGAGCUCUUUGCCGGGGAAGCAGGCAUCACGGAGGCCGUUCAUUUGCAAGGGAUCUCUGUGCUGCCGCCAGUAGACAUCACUCCUGGCAAGCUUGUUCAGCAACCCAAGGAUAUUCUGGAUCUGCAGUUCUGGAAGUUGGUGUUGGACAUCCUGGCCAUGGGCAUCGUGCUCUUCCUGCACUGUGGCACACCGUGCAACACGUUCACGGCAGCUCGCAAGCUCGAUGGCGGGCCACCGCCACUUCGCUCGGCAGCGGCUCCAUUGGGUCUGGCGCUGGAUGACCUCUGUGUUCAGUGCCCUGGCACACACAAGCAUGAGAAGCUCCAAGGCAAAGUGUGGCAUGAGACCUUGCAACGCGGGGUCUUUCGCACCAAGGGCGCUCAGGUUUACCCUUGGAUUCUGUGCUCGUGUAUUGCCGUGAAUAUCAAAGAAGUGAUGCUACGCUCCCUGCGGCAUCUUCAUGCCUCCUUUGCAUUGGAGGUGCCAGCGGCGGAUCGCAAGCGUGCGUUGCUCUCUGGCAAGCCCUGGGCGGUUCAUCGCCAAGCUGCGACAGCUCAGAAGGCUCUACAAGCGGGUUACCAGCUCAAGCGCGGUGCUACAAAACCCUUGCUGGAAGUAGAACUUGAGCCGGGGCAAGCAGUGCAGUGGGUGCUCUCAGUCAUCCACCCCUUUACUUGCUCAGCGGCUUUGCCUGGUGCGCUCGAGCGUGCGCUAGUGCAAGUGGCGACUGCUCCUGCGGCAGUGGUGCAGCAGCGGGCUCAGCUCUUGCAGUUCUGGCACCAGCGAGCUCUGGCUUUGUUGCCCCGGUCCGUUGAGCUGAUCAUGCAACAACCGGAUCCGGCUUUGCGGAAACUGCUGCUCAACUGCGACCACCCCGCCCAGGCCGUUUUGGGCCGGGUAUGCCAUGUGGCGCUCUACGAGGAAAUGCUCGCUGCUUGUGGCUCUGUUGAUCGCGCAUUGCCCAGCUUGCUGCUGCAAGGCUUCCCGAUCGUUGGGCCUAUCAGCCAGGCGGGGCGUUGGCCGCCCUACGACAAGCCUCAGAAAGUUUUGUCAGUUCAACAUGCUUUGGAUAGGGCCUGGGAUCUGCGCUCUAAGAUCGUGCAGAGAGUGAGGGCUGUCCCUGUCACUGAGAAUUUGGUCAAGAUCUGGGAGGCUACACUUGAAGAUGUUCAGGAAGGCUCAUGCUUGGGCCCUUUUGCUACAGAACAAGAGAUCACAGAACUCCUAGGCCAAGAUGACUGGAUCCCGACACAAAGGUUCGAGGUCGUGCAGAAGAACAAGGUCAGGGGCUGCGAUAGUGCUACGACCAACUUGAUCAAUCAAAUCACAGAGAUCAAAGAGAAGCUGCAACUGCCUUCGACUGACUCGAACGUGGCUGCGAUCAGGAAGUUGAGGACGUUGGCUCCUGAAGAUGAUCUGCAAGGUUGGGUAUUGGAUGAGAGGAAGGCAUACCGCCAGAUCGCGGUGCGACCAGAUCAUCGCAAGUUUUCCGUGAUCUGCUUGAAAUCCCCGUGCUCGAGGCAACCUGCUUUCUUUGUCAUGGUAGGCCACUCGUUCGGCCUGGUGUCAGCGGUGUAUAACUACAACAGAUGCUCUGCUGCCAUCAACGAGUUCCUUGUCUCGAUCUUUGGUCUGGUGGCUUUCAGCUUCUAUGACGACAAGUAUGGAUUUGAGACGUCGCGAUCGGCGGCUAGCGCUCGACAUGUUGCGGAAUGUGUUCACUGGUGGUUAGGUGCAAGCUUUGAUCAGAAGAAGCUCCAGUUGUCGGAGACGCCGACCAUCUUGGGGGUCACUUACAACCUCAAAGAUCUUCAACUUGAGAUCAAAGCAGAGAGGAAGGUUGACCUCCUUGAUGAGAUUGACUCCAUCUUGGCUGCAGGCUGUCUGGAUCCUGGUUCGGCUGGCAAGCUCAAGGGCAAGCUCAUGUUCGGCGCUUCGCAACUAUGGGGCAAAGUGGGCCGUGCAUUUUUGAGGCCUAUUUCUGAGAGGCAGUAUUUUAAGUUUCCUCAUAAUCAAGAGUUCAAAUUAGACCCCCCUCUGGUUGAAUCCCUUGUUCAGUGGAGAAAGUUGAUCGAGGCAGGGCCACCGCGGCCGAUCGAUUUAGCGUGCGGUAGGCUUGCUGACGCUGUUAUUUUCACUGACGGGUUCACACCAGAUCCGAGGUCCAGCGAUCGGUCUCCUGAUCGGAUCGGGGGUGUGUUGUUUGAUCGACGUUUGAAACAGCCUAGGCAAUUCACUGCUGAAGUUCCGGCAUGGAUCAAAGAACAGUGGCUCGAACGAACCACGCAGAUCAUGCCUAUCGAAAUGAUUGCUCCAGUGGUUGCUUUGAGCUCUUUUUCAGAUCGCGUAGUAGGUGCUGAUAUCAUUUUGCUUAUCGACUCGGAAGCAGUCGAAGCUGCGCUCGUGAAGGGCUACUCUAGUCGGGAAGACAUGUGUCAUAUCAUUUCGGUCUUUUGGGAUCUGGCUCUUGAAAUGCGAUGCCGUAUCUUUAUCGACCGAGUUUCCACGGACGCCAAUCCAGCUGAUUGGCCGCCUCGUUCGAGACUUGACAUAGGCGAGCGUGCUGGAUGGAGCACCAUUGAUCCAGUAUGGCCGAAGGCUUUUGAUCGGAAAGUCUAG